Messenger RNA from Cylindrotheca closterium, 468 nucleotides. NCBI's taxonomy places the organism in Eukaryota, Bacillariophyta, Bacillariophyceae, Bacillariales, Bacillariaceae. The record is from the annotation of a GenBank genome assembly.
AUGGACGAACUUUUCGAAGCAAAACGCCGCAAGCGUAAAGUGGAAUCAGCGCAUUUGGACGGUCCGACUCCUGCGUGGGCACAGCAGAUGCAGACCCAGAUGCAGACCCAGAUGCAGCAAAUGCAGACCCAGAUGCAGCAAAUGCAGACCCAGAUGCAGCAAAUGCAGACCCAGAUGCAGACUCAGAUGCAGCAAAUGCAGACACGCAUCACGAUCGAGUCCCAGAAAUCAAGAAAUUUUUCCCGUCGUUCCACUGCCGAUGCAAUUGCUCAAGUGAGUAGAGAGUUGGAUGGAAACACUCCUCGGGAUUAUAAUCAAUCCAUGUGGUUUCCAGCAGAUCAGAACCAGCUCUCACAGGCUACUGGCCAGGAACUUCAGGAAUUGCUUCUCUUUUAUGCACUUCCUCUGGAUGCGCGUGUUGCUGACAGACGCAAGCGCUUGGGAAACCACCUUGGAGUAGUCCUGUAA